This is a messenger RNA of Radiomyces spectabilis, 712 nucleotides long. RefSeq lists its product as uncharacterized. The record is from RefSeq and is a predicted model, not a curated record. The coding region runs from base 123 to 611 and encodes 162 amino acids. Lineage: Eukaryota; Fungi; Mucoromycota; Mucoromycetes; Mucorales; Radiomycetaceae. The transcript is spliced from 4 exons.
UUGCUCAUGGAAAAGUUACCAGGGUUUUCACAGGUUCUUGCCAGAAAGGCGCUCGUCAUUUGCGUCGAUGAGUUUCGUACGAGCAAGAUAUGCAGCCGUUGCGACUCAGAGACACUUGAAGUAUGAGACGAGCAGAUUCACGUAUGCAACCACAAUAUUGUCGACUCAAAAACAUAGAUAAAAGGCGUAGAAGACGGUGUCUUGAUGAUGAUGGAAACGUCAUUUGCUAUUCAUCUGAAUGCCGCCAAAGCAGACCCGCGUUAGUUCAAGACUUUGUUGAAGUUGAGGGGUGGUACAGAUACAAUCAAGUAGGCCAAUCUUGGCAAAACAUUAUUUACCCGAUUACUGUGCCCCAGUGCAAGUCGGCGAAUAACGAUGCCAAUCCACUGAUCUGGGAUAGAGAUAUCAAUGCUGCCGUGAACAUGCGUCGCAUUCUCCAGGCGUACAUCAAUUCCGGUUGUCGUAUCGAUUCCAGUCGGUCUCCCUCCAACGACGCGCACAAGCUGCGCUUGACGACGAAAGCCUCGUCAACUAGCCUUCUGGUCAAGGUUAAGUCAGGGUUGCAAAACCCCACAUCAUCAUUGUUCCACCUCAGAGAAGCCCUCGUUUAAUUCUCCUACGUACUUUUUUCUCUUUUAGCAUCCCUUUAGCAAGAAAAAAAAAGUGAGUGGAAUGUUCAAAGGAGCAAGGCUAUGGCACAAUUGCCUUGGAG